This is a messenger RNA of Rubroshorea leprosula, 1993 nucleotides long. Lineage: Eukaryota; Viridiplantae; Streptophyta; Magnoliopsida; Malvales; Dipterocarpaceae. The record is from the annotation of a GenBank genome assembly.
AAUAGUCCACUCCGGUCACUUCCAACAUGUACUCCAGCUGUUUAUAUAUGUAUGUUCAUCUUUAGCAGGUUCGUUUGCCUUAGGAGAUACCAGAAGCAGUAGGAAUGCCGGAGUGGAGAGAUAUCGACGAUCUGCCGAAGAACGCCGCCAACCAUACGGCGUUGACACCGCUGUGGUUCUUAGAAAGGGCAGCAACGGUUCAUCCCACCAGAAAGUCGCUGGUCCAUGGAUCUUUGACUUACACGUGGCGGCAAACUUACCAGCGCUGCCGCCGAUUGGCCUCCGCUCUCUCCAAACGCUCCAUCGGACCCGGCAGCACGGUAGCAACAAUUGCACCAAAUGUCCCUGUUAUAUAUGAAGCUCAUUUUGGAAUUCCAAUGUCUGGUGCUGUAGUAAACACUGUCAAUAUCCGCCUAAAUGCUCCAACCAUUGCUUUCCUUCUUGUUCAUUCAUCAUCUGCAAUUGUCAUUGUGGACCAAGAGUUUUUCACUUUGGCGGAGGAAGCUCUGAAAAUCAUUGAGGAGAAGAGCAAAGGAAAAUUUAAGCCUCCUCUUUUGAUUGUUGUAGCUGAUGAAAGCUGUGAUCCUAGAUCAUUGAGAUAUGCUUUGAGUAAAGGAGCCAUUGAGUAUGAGAAGUUCUUAGAAAGUGGUGAUCCUGAGUUUGCUUGGGAGCCACCAGAGGAUGAGUGGCAAAGUAUUGCCUUGGGUUAUACUUCUGGCACAACAGCUAGCCCUAAGGGGGUGGUAUUGAGUCACCGUGGAGCAUAUGUCAUGUCUUUAAGUGGUGCUCUUAUAUGGGGAAUGAAUGAAGGAGCUGUUUACUUGUGGACUCUACCCAUGUUCCAUUGCAAUGGGUGGUGUUACACCUGGACUUUGGCAGCACUUUCUGGGACAAGCAUAUGCCUACGGCAGGUAACAGCAAAGGGAGUCUAUUCAAGCAUAGCAAAGUAUGGUGUGACUCACUUCUGCGCUGCCCCUGUAGUACUCAACACCAUAGUCAAUGCCUCUCCAGAGGACACAAUUCUUCCUCUCCCCCAUGUUGUAGAUGUAAUGACAGCUGGUGCUGCCCCACCCCCAUCGGUUCUCUUAGAAAUGACCAAAAAGGGCUUCCGUGUCACCCACACUUAUGGUCUCUCAGAAACCUAUGGUCCUUCUACAGUUUGUGCAUGGAAGCCUGAAUGGGACUCACUUCCUCCUGACGCCCAAGCUCGUCUCAAGGCACGCCAGGGUGUCCGAUACAUUGGCUUGGAAGGCCUAGAAGUCAUCAACACCCAAAAUGAUCAGCCUGUUCCUGCUGAUGGAAAAACUGUUGGAGAAAUAGUGAUGCGUGGUAAUGCUGUGAUGAAAGGCUACUUAAAAAACCCAAAAGCCAAUGAGGAAACAUUUGCAAAUGGGUGGUUUCACUCUGGGGAUCUUGGUGUGAAGCAUCCUGAUGGGUAUAUAGAAAUAAAAGACAGAUCAAAGGACAUUAUCAUAUCUGGAGGUGAAAACAUCAGCAGUGUGGAGAUAGAAAACUAUCUUUACUCACAUCCUGCAAUAUUGGAGGCAUCAGUGGUGGCAAGGCCAGAUGAGCGUUGGGGAGAGUCACCCUGUGCUUUUGUGACCUUGAAGCCAGGGGUGGAUAAAUCUGAUGAACGGCGCUUAGCUGAGGAUAUAAUGAAGUUCUGCAGGUCAAAGAUGCCUGCUUACUGGGUUCCAAAAUCAGUGGUGUUUGGACCACUACCAAAGACGGCCACCGGUAAGAUCCAGAAGCAUGUUCUAAGAGCCAAGGCAAAAGAAAUUGGACCUGUCAAGAAGAGUAAGUUAUAAGUUGGCAUUGUAAUGUUUCAUAUAAAAGCAGGAGAAUAUUACCAAAAAAUAAAUAAAAUAAAAUAAAAGCAGGAGAAAGGCGGUUUAGCUUAUUGUUGUUACAGGGUGCGUAUACAAUAUUUAUCUGUUGGAAAUGGAUGUGGUUAUUGCUACUAUCAAUAUUGUUAAGGCUAUCAAAUUUUUUA